AUGUCAUACUCUGACGGCAGAAAUAUUUUGCAGGUGAAGUCAAAAUUUGAUUCGGAAUGGAGGAGGUUUUCGCUAACAGCCAAUAGUACAGAAGUGCAUUCGUAUGAGAAUUUUCGUUGCCUCGUUGAGAAAUUGCAUCAUCUAGAGAACGUGCCUUUCACAUUGUGUUAUAAUUCUGCUAGCGGAGAUCUGCUUCCAAUCACAAACGACGAGAAUCUACGUAAAUCUUUUGAAUCAGCUCGACCUACACUUCGCCUACUUAUUCAACGAAAAGGCGAGUCGUGGGAAGAAAAAUAUGGCUAUGGCACCGAUAGUGAUAGAAGAAGGAAAGGUUUAUCCGCAUUGAUACCAGUUCAAAAGAUUCCCAAAAGGAAUUAUUCAAUAUCAAACCCGGAAGAUUUUCGUCAGGUUUCUUCUAUUAUCGAUGUCGACAUUGUACCGGAAGCUCAUCGUCGGGUUCGUCUAUGUAAGCACGGAUCAGAUAGACCGCUUGGAUUUUACAUAAGAGAUGGCACAUCGGUGCGUGUAACGGAACGCGGUGUUGCAAAAGUACAAGGCAUUUUUAUAUCUCGCCUAGUCGACGGUGGUUUAGCUGAGUCAACCGGGCUUCUCGGUGUUAAUGAUGAGGUCCUUGAAGUGAAUGGAAUUUACGUGCAUGGCAAGACUCUUGAUCAGGUUACAGAUAUGAUGGUUGCAAACGCGCAUAAUCUGAUUAUAACCGGUGGGUUUUUUAUUCUUAAAACUUUGAUUUUGUUUUUGUCUUGCGGAACUUUCGUGACUUCUGAGAGAGCGAUGUUUCUAGUUGGAAUAGGAACUUUUAGACCCAGACAGAAUAUCAGUUAUCCUUUUGCCGUCCCACUGCAUAAAUAA
This is a messenger RNA of Angiostrongylus costaricensis, 870 nucleotides long. The record is from the annotation of a GenBank genome assembly. Lineage: Eukaryota; Metazoa; Nematoda; Chromadorea; Rhabditida; Metastrongylidae.